This is a messenger RNA of Closterium sp. Naga37s-1, 201 nucleotides long. Lineage: Eukaryota; Viridiplantae; Streptophyta; Zygnematophyceae; Desmidiales; Closteriaceae. The record is from the annotation of a GenBank genome assembly.
AUGGGGGGAACGAGACGGACACUCGAGCAAGACCCGCCUGUUGGGGGUACGGAGGGAGGGGUGGGGGACAAAAGCGAACAUGGGAAAGGGGAAGAAGGGAGGAGGAAGAACAAGGCAGAUGUCACCUCCAUUCCCCCCUCCGUCCUCAUUUUUUGGCGGUACGCGACAAAAUCUGAGGUGACUGCCAAGUUGCCUUGCAAG